CAUCCUAGUCCCGAAGGGUAUGGUCAAGGCAAAAUUAGCCGUUUGCUCCGAACCCGGGCGCGCUGGCUUCCCCUGCCCUCCGCCGCCCCCGCCUCGGCGGUAUGCUCGCCGGGGCUUCCGCGGAGAGAGACAGCGCGGACGUGGAGGAGGCGAUGACUUGACUGGAGGAAGCGGCAUCGUGGGGAGAAGCCGAGACCGCUCGGCGUUGCCCUGCUCGGAGAGUGCAGGGCAGAGGGCACCAGCUCUCCUUGUGCGCGUGCCACCUGAAGGCUCGCUGCCGACGGAAUCCAGACGCCCAGGGAAUCUCCCAAAAGAACCUGAAACGUCAGUGUCGCUCUGGAGACUGGUGGCUGAGUUGGCAUCAGCAUUAAGCACCUUUAUUUUCUUCUCUCCAUAUAAUGGUCAGUAAAGUAUCAUGUUUGCAAGGACCGAUCCCAACUCUGAAGAAGGGAUCUUGAUGCAGGUACACUUCAGACUAGAGUACUGGGGAAUCUCUUCUGUACUUGAUUUGCUAGUCAUGACAGCUUCUGCAGAUUCCCUUUCAUCUUUGGGUGAAUAUCCGAAUUUUAGACUUCUUUGCCUAGAGUAUACUGAACUGUCAUUCCAUGAAGCUCCUUUCAGAAGAGAUAUGAUUGCCUCUGCAUUUGGUGGAUGCCUUGAUUGGAAAAGAUGCUUGCGCCGACUUCACCCAUCCAUCACUUCUGUUUACUGGUCAUGCAGUGAUGAAUGCGUCACUGGUGUCUCUAUAUGUACCUAGCUUCCAGCUUUCUUUCCACAUCACCGUUUUCUGGUUGAGCUUCGUGAAGAAGUUGUCAUGGCUAGAAAUGGUGGUUCCCGAAAGAAACCUUGUGAUUGUUGCAAAAGAUACUUGGACCACUUAGCUGGAAAGAAUCAAAAUAUGAGCUGCUUCCUCAGGCAUAUGACUGCCAAUUUUAAGCAUAGCAUGGUCAUGCCAAACAGAUUUCUGAAGCAUUUCGCUGGAAAGUUGUCAGGAACCAUCAAGUUAGAGUCCCCUAACGGUAAUCUAUAUGAUGUUGAAGUUACUGAGCGCUUUAAUAAGGUAAUACUCCGACAUGGAUGGGGGGAUUUUGUUGAUGCCCAUCGUAUAGAAGAGAACAAUUUCUUGCUGUUCCGACACAUCGAGAACUCACUUUUUGAGGUUCUGAUCUUCGAUGCUGAUGGCUGUGAGAAAGUGUUUUCCUGUGCUGGCAUAAAAAACAACCGAAGUUUACAAGAAAACACAGUAGAUUCUCUUUAUAUUUCAAGCAGCUCUUGUCAUGAUACCUCGGAAUCAUCAGCAAGUGAAAGACUUGUUAGAUGUGAAAAGGGUGGCUCUAGUCAUUGUGGGAAAACUGCAAAGAUGGAUGCAACAUCCUCAUCGUCUGAGAGCUCAGGAGAAUACAAUUUAUCUGAAAACAAAUCCUUUGAGACGGAUGAUCUUCAGACCAACCCAGGGCCGGAUUAUGUUUUAUCACGUGGAAGUUACCUGUCCGAAGCACAAGAGGAGAGAGUAAUUGCACUUAUACAGGAAAUUCAACCUGAAAGUACUGUUUAUGUAGCAGUCAUGAGGAAGUGCCAUAUUGAGCAACCAGGUCCUUAUCUGGCAAUUCCUAAGGAAUAUGCAUUUUCUCAUUGCCUGCAUGAAAGAACAAAUGUUACACUUCAGAGGCCAGGCAAGAGCAAGAAGUGGCACCCCAGAUUCCACGAAAGGAAAGAUAAACGUAUGUUCAUGCUCAGUGGGCAGUGGUUAGACUUUGUCCGUGACAAUCAUGUGCAGAAGGAAGAUAUCUGCCUCUUUUUACCGGCAAAGGGUGGGAGAAGAUUCACAUUUACAGUCUAUCUACUUCGCGCAACAGCAACUUAUUCCAGGGGUGGAGCAGCUUUUCAAAAGGUUGGGUCAUGCAAUGGUAGAUCAAGCACAAAGAUGGCUUCAGUGGUUCAUAUUAAGGAAGAAUCAACCGAUGCAUACAAUGUUUCCGAGAGCAACUCUGGUGGUCCUUCUGAGGCUCCCUACAUUGUAUCAUCCAAGAGUUGUCUAUCUCAAUCACAAAAGAAGAUUGUUGAAGAGAUGGUGGGAGCCAUCCAAUCUGAAGUCCCAAUUUUUGUGGCAAUCAUGAAGAAGAUAAAUGUUGAUGUCACUCGUCGUUACCGCUUGAUAGAAUUAGGAAAACAAUUCGCGACCUCACAACUUCCACAUAGAGGGCAAACUGUGCUGCUCCAGUGCAUGAAGAAGAUAUGGACGACCAAAAUGGUGAUUCACGGUGGAAGGAGAAGGUGGUUUCUUGUAGGAGGUUGGUCCACAUUUGCUCGUGAUAAUGGUCUGAGAGUCGGUGAUAUCUGUUUGUUCGAACUCAAGAAGACUGAAGAAGAGCUUACCAUGAAGGUCCAUAUCAUCUCCAGGGAGCAGUUUUAGCAAAAUGUUGUACCUCCUGUUGUUUCUGCUUGUUUUGUAGUCUGGAAUUGGUCCAUUUGGUAUGGCCAGGCCACCAACUCUCUUAUGGCGAUGCACUAUCCAUCCUUAGAGGCUUAGUAAUUUCGGUGUUUGUCUUUCUUUGGUGAUUGCUUCGUGUUAUUGUGUAGAUGAACUGUUUGUCAGGUUGACAAAUGCAACGUCUUUUGCUCGCUAGUAUUACACCAGCUUGUGCUAA
Messenger RNA from Setaria italica (foxtail millet), 2648 nucleotides. Its product is annotated as B3 domain-containing protein Os03g0619600. Gene Ontology annotation, molecular function: DNA binding. NCBI's taxonomy places the organism in Eukaryota, Viridiplantae, Streptophyta, Magnoliopsida, Poales, Poaceae. The record is from RefSeq and is a predicted model, not a curated record. The transcript has 8 exons. Bases 815 to 2413 code for a protein of 532 amino acids.